AUAUAUACCUUAUUUUAGUUCAUUUGUGGUGUCAACAAUAACCCAAAAAAAUGUGUAACUCUUCCCUCCCAUUGUUUCUUCUUUUGGUUUUGUGCAUCAUUUCAGCCUCAGCUGAUCCUUAUUACGAAAACUCUGACUAUAAACCUUCCUCUUCCUACACAACCACAAGUGACACUGUCUUCUCUCUUAAAGUACCAACGUUAGAUGAAACCACCUUUGAUAAUCUUCUAUCCUUUGGUUACUACCGCAAAACCUGCCCCAAGUUUGAGUCCAUCCUACACAACAAAGUGAAAGAAUGGAUCAAGAAGGACUACACUUUAGCAGCUAGUCUCAUGAGGCUCCACUUCCAUGAUUGCUCUGUCAGGGGAUGUGAUGGGUCUAUUCUGUUGAAGCAUGAUGGAAGUGAGAGAACAGCAGAAGCUAGCAAGACGCUGAGAGGGUUUGAAGUGGUGGAUGAUAUCAAGGCAGAGUUAGAGAAACAAUGUCCCAAGACUGUGUCUUGUGCUGACAUUCUCACUGCUGCUGCAAGGGAUGCCACAGUUGAGGUAGGUGGACCUUAUUGGGCCGUUCCUUAUGGUAGGAAAGAUGGUAAAGUCUCCAUUGCUGAGGAAGCAGCUUUGGUGCCUAUGGGCCAUGAAAACAUCACUUCCAUGAUUGAGUUUUUCCAGUCCAGAGGCAUGACUGUGCUUGACUUGGUUGUUCUCUCAGGGGCUCAUACUAUUGGAAGAACUUCAUGUGGGUCCAUUCAAUAUAGGCUAUACAAUUACGAAGGAACAGGAAAAGCAGACCCAACCAUAGAUCCUAAGUAUCUGAACUUCUUGCAAAGGAAGUGCAGAUGGGCCUCAGAGUAUGUGGAUCUUGAUGCUACAACACCAAAGAUCUUUGACAAUGUUUACUACAUAAAUUUGAAGAAAAAAAUGGGGUUGUUAUCUACUGAUCAGUUGCUGUACUCAGAUCCAAGGACUGCACCUCUUGUUUCAGCAUUGACUUCUACACAUUCUGUUUUUGAGCACCAAUUUGCAGUGUCAAUGGGAAAGCUUGGCAUUGUUGAUGUUAUCACUGACCAAGAUGAAGGAGAAAUCAGGACCAAUUGCAAUUUUGUUAAUGCUUAUUAUUGAUUUCAUCUAUGAUUUUUUAUUUUAUUUGUACUUGGGAUUUGUUUCCUACCACUUUCUUCUUUUUUCUGAAUGCUAAUGCUUUCAAAUUGUUACAUCAAGUAAUCUACACUUUUUCUUUGUUUA
Molecule: messenger RNA, 1241 nt
Organism: Vigna unguiculata (cowpea)
Lineage: Eukaryota; Viridiplantae; Streptophyta; Magnoliopsida; Fabales; Fabaceae
Product: peroxidase 7-like
Biological process (GO): hydrogen peroxide catabolic process; response to oxidative stress
Molecular function (GO): peroxidase activity; heme binding
Source: RefSeq, a predicted model, not a curated record